Messenger RNA from Opisthorchis viverrini, 378 nucleotides. RefSeq lists its product as hypothetical. The record is from RefSeq and is a predicted model, not a curated record. The coding region runs from base 1 to 378 and encodes 125 amino acids. The transcript has 2 exons. NCBI's taxonomy places the organism in Eukaryota, Metazoa, Platyhelminthes, Trematoda, Opisthorchiida, Opisthorchiidae.
AUGUAUAUUCAAAGAACUGCUGGUCAGUCACAGUUUCUUACUCUAGGUGCAACCAUGCAAGGCCAAACGGGAGCACUCAGACCAAGAGCAGCGAGACCCCGUAUUAAGAGUAAUCGUGCUACGAGGCGGUCUGGGGGUGAAAUGGUACCGUCUCUGCAACAGGAGUGUGAAGGCAGUAAGGUGUUACCCCCAGGCGACCAGCAUGUCCAUAUUUAUGGAGGCAGUGAUGCUGCCUUCCCUCGAGAAAAGACGGGUCAGAAAAGGUCGGCCCUAAAAACCAUACAAUCCGAUCGUCCAGACCGCCGUGACCGCCGACGCAUUAUCCAAUCCGGUGCUGCUCAAAAGGCACCUAUUGUGCGCAGUCGCAUCGGAAAAUGA